AUGGCCGAGGUUACGACGAAGGAGGCACCUCAGCGGCUCCCCGAGCCCCUGCUGGAUGAGAACCCCCAACGCUACUGCAUGUUUCCCAUCAAGUACCAGACCGUCUGGCAGUUCUACAAGAAGGCAGAGGCGUCCUUCUGGACGGCCGAGGAGGUGGACCUGGCGGAUGACAUGCGCCACUGGGUCGGCCUCAACGAUGGCGAGCGCCACUUCAUCCUGCGGGUCCUGGCCUACUUUGCCGCCUCUGACGGCAUUGUGCUGGAGAACGUGGGGGCGCGCUUCUUGAACGACGUCCAGAUCCCAGAGGCGCGCGCCUUUUACGGGUUCCAGGUCGCCGUUGAGAAUAUCCACAGCGAGAUGUAUAGCCUAAUGCUGGAUGAGUACAUCAAGGACCCGGUAGAGAAGGACCGCCUGUUUCGCGCCAUCAGCACUGUGCCAUCCGUCACCAAGAAGGCAGACUGGGCGAUCAAGUGGAUCAAGGGCUCUCAGUGCUUCGCCGAGCGGCUUGUGGCCUACACGGCUGUGGAGGGCAUCCUCUUUAGCGGCAGCUUCUGCGCCAUCUUCUGGCUCAAGAAGCGCGGCCUCAUGCCGGGCCUCACCUUCUCCAACGAGCUCAUCAGCCGUGACGAGGGCCUGCACACCGACUUUGGCUGCCUGCUCUACAGCAUGCUGAACAACAAGAUUCCCGAGGAGCGGGUCGUGGAGAUCGUGACAGAGGCCGUGGAGGUUGAGAGGGAGUUCAUCUGCGACUCCCUGCCGGUUGAGCUGAUUGGCAUGAACAGCAAGCUCAUGACUCAGUACAUCGAGUACGUCGCCGACCGCCUGCUGGUGGAACUGGGGUGCGAGAAGCACUACAAAGUGCACAACCCCUUUGACUGGAUGGAGCUCAUCAGCCUGCCUGGGAAGACCAACUUCUUCGAGAAGAGGGUGGGUGAGUACCAGAAAGUGGGGCCAAUGGCUGGCCUGGAGGGGAAGCUGCACACCUUCUCCCUCGACCAGGACUUCUGA
Molecule: messenger RNA, 1008 nt
Organism: Monoraphidium neglectum
Lineage: Eukaryota; Viridiplantae; Chlorophyta; Chlorophyceae; Sphaeropleales; Selenastraceae
Product: ribonucleoside-diphosphate reductasesubunit M2
Exons: 9
Coding region: 1-1008 (335 amino acids)
Biological process (GO): deoxyribonucleotide biosynthetic process
Molecular function (GO): oxidoreductase activity
Source: RefSeq, a predicted model, not a curated record